Messenger RNA from Sorghum bicolor (sorghum), 4678 nucleotides. RefSeq lists its product as uncharacterized. The coding region runs from base 1020 to 4139 and encodes 1039 amino acids. The transcript has 7 exons. The record is from RefSeq and is a predicted model, not a curated record. NCBI's taxonomy places the organism in Eukaryota, Viridiplantae, Streptophyta, Magnoliopsida, Poales, Poaceae. Gene Ontology annotation, molecular function: ADP binding.
GUUGUCACGCGCCGAAGCCGCCUCCCCCAUCUCCGGCGCCGCGCUGGAGACCGGACCACAUCACGGGCGUCGGGCGGCGUCUCAUCUCCGACCUGACCCUCUCCGUCCACCAACGCGCGGCACCGUGUCAGGAGGAGCCGACCAGCGAGGCAGCGACAGCAACUUCCCCCCAAUUCGCCUGGCCUGCUACUGCUAGCUCCGACCUCCGAACCCCAAUGCAGGGCUCGCUCGUCGUCGCGUGGCUCACACGGUCUGGUUGGUGGUGGCCCGCACAUGCAUGGCCCAUCCAUGGGAGCCGGCCGGUGUGCCUGUCGGCGAGGCGAUUCGUCGUGCGCGAUUUGCAUCUGCAGAAGGACCAUGGUAAGCUACUAAGUGCCUGAAGCCAUGGUUGACUAAAUGGACCAUAAAGUUGUCCCUAUCAGUUUCAGGCAAUUAAUUAAAGCCCUCCAUGAUGUCGUUUCAAAAAAAAAAGAGCCCUCCAUGAUAAAACCUGGGACAUUGAUACUUGAAUGCACUAAAGCAUAUAACUCUGACACCAGCAUUUGCAAGUUUGCAACUGAAGUUCUGCUGCGCGUCAUUAUACUCCAUCGCCAAGCUGCUGCCACUGCCGUUUCACUGGAAUCAAUCAUAUUCCUUGCCAGGGUGAAGGCCAGGACAAAAGGUUCAGAUUAAUAGGAACAUGCAGCUUGGAGCCAAGAAGUCUGUGUGGCUAUAUUGUUUUCUGAAUAUGCCCCCAGCGCCUUCUGAGUUUCUUCUCCUCCUUUCUGACAGGCCACCAAAAAUGACCGAACACAGUUUAUUUUCGGGAGUAUGUAUACCCUGAAGUUGGUAGAGGCACACAAAGAGCCAAACACCUUUGGUCAGAUACAUGUUGCACUACGGCUACCAGAUGAAUAAGACAGUUUAGCUUGCAUUAGCACGAGGGUCCGCAUGCUUUUCUCUUCCAAACCUUGUCUCCCCACUUUGCCUCCUUGUUCUGUAUAUAAGUGAACUAAAUCACAUAGGCCAAACCAACUCUUAUGGUAGACAGCAAGCAAAUGGAGACCAUUUCAUAUCCUUGUUCUCCUCUCCUGUUCUUUCCUGCACAUGAAGAGAGUACCUGUUCACUAUGGUCUCCUCAACUCACCCUCCAUGAGAAUGCCGCCAUACCUGCUAAUCCUUCUCCUGUUGUGAGAGAAGAUUGUGAGUUCUUUGACACCAUUGCUAUUGAUUCUAGUGAUUCCCAUGACCAACAUGCCUUUGAUGUUGAUGUAUUCACCCAUUGUGAUGAGAGGUUUCUGUGCCAAGAGAGUGCUAACCUGUCGGCUAUCCAAGAUGAGCUCAUGGAGGAGAACAGUUUGAGUGAUCUCCUUCUCACUGGUGCAGAUGCGGUUGAGGCUGGGGAUUCAAGCCUUGCCUUGGCAGUGCUCUCAAAACUUAAUAGCCUCCUGGCUGACACCUGUGAGAAUGCUGCAACCAGCUCUUUCGGUCGCUUGGCCUACCACUUUGCCCAAGGCCUGCAAUCCCGGAUGUCUGGUACAUGCUCUCCAUGCUACCCACCAGCGGAUCCAGUGCAGUCUGGUAUCAUGUCGGCGCACCAGAUGAUACAAGAGCUAUCGCCGUAUGUCAAGUUUGCACACUUCACCGCCAAUCAAGCCAUUCUAGAUGCCACCAUCAGCGACAUGGAUAUUCAUGUCGUCGACUUCAACCUUGGCGACGGCAUACAGUGGCCAUCGCUCAUGUCAGACCUUGCUCGCCUUGGCGGCAAGUCAUUCCACCUUACAGCAAUCAUAACAGAUGCUGGUUACAGUGACGACACUCAUCAGGCAGCUGCACGGCGGCUUUCAGAGUUUGCUGAGUCCUUGAACCUUCCCUUCCAGUACAGCUCUCUCUGCAUACGCCAUGAGGAGGACCUGGAGGACUUCUCCAGGAACUGUGGAGGCUCAGUGGUUGUCUCAUGUGACACAACGAAUCUGUGUUACAGAUCAGGUAGCAAGUUACAGAUGCUACUACUUGGCUGUGUCAGGAAGUUGCAACCCAAGUCAGUGGUGGUCAUAGAAGAGGAGCUGGUCAGGAUUGGGAAAGAGGCCUGUUUGUCCCAGGCCUCCUUUGUGGAGUUCUUCUUCGAGGCAUUGCACCAUUUCACCAUGGUGUUUGAGUCCCUGUCGAGCUGUUUCAGCAGUAACAGGGCGUGCCUGAGGCUUGUGGAGAAGGAAAUGAUGGGGCCAAAAAUACAGGACUUCGUGGGGCAGUACGGGUCUGUGACACUGGAGGGCGCCGCUGGUGAUCCAAAGGCUUUGGAAGGGUUUAAAUCUUGUGAGCUGAGUGCUUGCAAUGUUGCUCAGGCUAGGAUGCUGGUUGCGCUGUUCAACAGGAGCUUUGGGACCGCGCAUCAGAAGGGCAGGCUUCAGCUGUGCUGGAAGUCCAGACCUUUGAUCUCUGUGUCUCUUCUCACGGGCGGGGCUGGCCAUCUUCCUCAGCAACGACGACCGCGCCGCCGCCCGUCCCCUCCGCCUCCACGUGCCUGCGACGACGAGGCCGAGGUCGACCAGGCUGCUGCUGCGCGCGAGGUCGCGAGGACAUACGUGCUUCGACGGUUACCAGCUGGCAGCUGCAGCAGAUCCAUUUGGUUACUUCUUCCCAAAUCCCAAGGAGGUUUCAUCAUGGAGGCACUGAUUUCAGCAGCUGCAGGUGAACUUGUCAGCCGGUUCAUCUCUUUCAUGGCACAGAAAUUCUGCGAUCGUACGCUGAAUGAGGGUGACCAUAGAAGAUUGGAGCAGCUCCUGCUAAGGAUUCAUACCAUCGUUGAGGAGGCAGAGGGACGGCGAAUCACAAAUAGAGGAAUGCUACUCCAGCUGAAGAUGCUCAUGGAGGGCAUGUACCAAGGGCACUACAUGCUUGACAGGUUCAAGAUACAGCAUGCUGAACAAGGCAAAAUCAAAGGCCAGGGGAGUCAUCAGAGUCGAUCGUUUGCCAUGUCUACUUUGACUGCCGCCAAGCGCCUUCGUUUUGCUUCUGCUACCACAAAGGACACACCAGUAGCUUUUGGUACCGGGAGCCUGAAAGGUGUUCUUGACAGUUUAGAAGCAAAGAUUCAGGAUAUGAGGGAAUUCGUCAUGCUACUUGGUAGCUGCCCACGCCUGCCUCGUCAGAUGUACUGUACAUAUCUGUUCAUGGAUAAGUGCAUGUUUGGUCGCCACACCGAGAAGGAGCAUGUCAUCAAUUUCUUGCUGUGCAGUGAUGGUACUCAUGAUGACUGCCCAAAUCUUGGCAUCCUUCCGAUCAUCGGUCCGCACCGAGUCGGGAAGAAAACUCUUGUGCAACAUGCUUGCAAGGAUGAGAGGGUACGCGGUUUCUUCUCCAAGAUAUUGUUCUUCAAAGGGGAUGAUCUUGAGAACGCAGAAUUCGCGGUGAGUUUAGAGGCCGCCUCAGGGAAGAAGUGCUUGUUUGUUGUUGAGUUCAGCUGGAAUGUGGAUGAGGCGGCAUGGGCAAACUUCAAAUCCACUUUUCAGGAGGCGACGGGUCAUGGAAGUAAAGUUCUUCUGAUAGGAAGAACUCAGGAAGUUGCUAAGUUGGGGACGGCAAUGCCCAUCUGGAUGAAGAGUUUGUCUCAAGAAGAGUACUGGUACUACUUCAAGGCACUUGCUUUCGGAAGCAUGGAUCCUGAUGAGCAUCCAAAACUUGCAUCUCUGGGCAUGCAGCUGGCUACUGAACUAAAAGGCUCAUUCCUUGGUGCAAACAUACUUGGUGAGAUGUUAAGGUCCAAUCCUAGUGCUCAGUUCUGGCACGCCAUCCUGUCAAGCGUAAGAGCGCUGGUACAGGAACACAUGUUUUCCCUUGGGGUACACCCUGAAGACCUCCUUGAGAGAAAUGUUCCUGUUGGUUUCACUAAUGUUUCCCUUGUGGGUGCUCAAAGUCAGGGGUGUCUGGUGUAUGAUCUUAGGGAGGCUGACCCUGGACAAGAAGAGCUACCACUGCCUACGUCGCGAGAAGUACUGACGGGUGUCAAGGUUCCUGCUGAGGAGAAGUUUGAUGUGCUGGUAUGGAAAUCUCGCAUCCCACCUUACAUCAGCUAUGUAGUUACCUAUGAGAGACAGAAGGCGCCCCGGCGCAGAGUUGGCAAGAAGAGCCGUCUGGCUCUGAGAGAAGUAUCAUCGUAGUUGUUCGCUGGCAAACAGAUUUCUCAGAAAGUUAUGUUGCAUCCUCAGGCAUUUUAGUUCUCGAAACUGUCUGCUGGUGUAUGAUCUCAAGGGAAGCCCAGGCAUGUCCAUACCAUAGCGAGCUGCCCAGAUUAUUAGAUUAACAUCGAAAUGACCACAGGUGGAUGGUUGGAAUUGGAAGUUUUCUUAUGAUGGGAUGCUUGAUGUGCCAGCAUGGAAGUCUCUGCAUGCGUCCCUCCUUUCAGCGACAAUAUCUCUACCUCAUUGAAGCCAAAGAUCAGGUCGUCAGGUGUAUGUGUAUGCCUAGAAUCACCCAUGAUCUUGUUUGAAAAAGAAACAUAUUGAUGUAACUGCAUCAUGAACUAGUGUAGCGUACAAUUUGUGGCCUCUUAGGCUGCUCUCUUGUUGUUAGCAUUUUGGAUACCUAAAAUACAGUCCAAGGCCUUGUACCAAGAACAUGUUGCUGUAGAUAACCUCUCCCAAGUCCCAACCUUACUGUCGUUUACUACUUCUAUCCCAAAAAGAAGUCAUUCUAGACU